UCUCCUUCGGAACCUCUCGCGCUUUUAUACUGAUGUUUGACCAAACACUCUGACGAAUGACGUGUAUGAAUAACAAGGCGCCAGGUGUAAAAUAAGUAGUAAUCAAUGGUUUUGCUUAAUUGAAUGACCCUUUUCUAAUUUGAGACUUGUAAUACCGACAAAUAGAACAAAGUGCUUUCCACGGCAGCAGGUAUGUUUACUGACACCACGCCUGCACAGUACACGCAGUGGUGACAUGCUUUGAACAGUUCAGAUCUGAUCAGCUGAUGAUUACAAUCGAAUAUAUUCUUCGGUACUCGAGAAAAUAUAAAGUACUAAAGGAAUCUUACGAAAUAGACAACUCUUAUUUCAUCAAGUGUUCAGUUAGUGGAAAGCUUUCUCGAAUUUUCUCGACAGUAUUGUGUCGUUUAUUCACAGGAAUAGUUUGCUUUGUAUACAGAUGAAUGCUUCUGAGAUUUUACUUAAUAUUCAAAUAAUAUAUUUAUUAAGAAUUUUCAUUAUUUUAGUUGGAACAGAGUAAUAUUUUAGUGACCCUGGAAACAGACGAGGAAUUAAAUUUUCUGAGAGAUGUCCAGACUAUUGAUUGGUGUCCGUCUUGUUACAUGUGUCAGCUUAAUUCUUUUCACCAUAAGCUGUUAUAACAUGAUGGUAAGAAGUGAAAAGGCCUCAAACAACAAACAACAGACAAAAAGUGAAUCAAUUCCUGAAGACUUAACAAAAACGAAGGAACCCUCAGGUCAUACGAGACCGACUGAACCUGGGUCUACGUCUCACGGAACCAGUGCUCUUACAGUUGUUCCUGAUUAUGAGGAUGAAGAGGAUGCUACAGUCACAACAGAGGAUGAAAAUGCACCAGAUUUUAGUAACAUGGAUGUUUUCUACCCAACAAAAGAAUGGCAGGAGCUCAAGCCAGGUCAAGCGAUUCCAAAAGGGCUACAUGUCAGACUGAAUAUGCAGACUGGUCAGAGAGAGGCCAAACUAAUGGAGGGGGAUAGUGGACUCAAGUACUGGGUCAAGGAUGGAAAACAAGGGAUUGUUAACACAGACAAGGAUUACUUUACACCAGAGGAUCUGAAGAAGGCCCUGAAAGAAUUCAAAGUCAACAAGAUAGACGAUGAGGAUACUGAGCGGAUGGAGGUAGUAAAACAGAAAUACAAGAGUUAUGAGGAGCUUAAGAAGGACCUAGAGAGUUUAGAGAUGAACAUUAAAACUGACCGUGAGACGAUCCUAGAACUGACCGGAAUGCUGAACUCUACUUCUAUUGACAACACUGAGAGGAUUGAUAUCAUGGAGAACUUACUGGACUACAUGCAUCAGAUUGAUAAUGCUAUCCUAUUUUGUGACAUUGGUGGUAUGAAAAUGGUUAUAAAGAGCCUCAAUGACUCGGAUGAGAAUGUCAGGUCCAUCUCGGCGUCACUCUUGGCAUCAUCUCUUCAGAAUAACCCUAAAGUGAAAAUAUACUGUAUUGAGGCUGGUCUUCUCCAACAUUUUGUGCGUGCACUUUCAACGGAAGCGGAAGUCUCCGUUAAGAGGAAGCUUUUAUUUGCACUGUCGGCAAUGGUUCGAAACUUUCCGUACGCUCAAACGAAGUUCGGCAAUCUCGGCGGGUUCAGUGUCCUGGCGAAGUUAUUUUCAGAGCAAGGGCCGGCGGAAGAUGUGAUGAAACUUACCGAGAGGGCGCUGUCUCUGGUUGUAGAUCUGAUGGAAGAGCACGAGUCAGUAACCAAGGACAACAGAGAGCAUUCAUCCAAGGAGAUGUUAAGACAGUAUGAUGAGUUUCUUCUGCAGGAUCACCUGGUACAAAAUGGAUUCUGUGGAAUCGUGUGUGAUCUCUUGGAUAACAUUCCACCGCGAGAGUUUGAGAGCACCGUGGAAAUUAUUCUGAAAGCUGCCUUGAAAUUAAAGGACUCAUGUUUGCAGCAUUUCAAAAACCAUGCUGGAAAAAUAAAAUUUCUCCGAGAUAACUUAAUACAUCUUUACCACCAAGACACUGAAUUAGAAUUUUACAAAGAUUGGUCUGAAAUUGCAAAUAAAUUGUUUCAUUUUCUGAUGAUGAAGGACGAACUCUGACCAAAACUAAACAGAAAGACUGGAAUGAAAGAAUCAGUUCUUGACAUGUGCACAGUUUUGAUCUUUGUGUUUAGCUAGGAUGAAGGCCAAGUGGUGUGGAACAUGAAAAUAUGAGUGUUGGUGUUCAGGGGUAUAGAUGUGAAGUGAGUAAAUUGAACGAAUUCGUUGUUGAACGAUAAAGAAAAAAUAUUUUUGAAGUAUGUGCUUGUUAUUUAAAAUAAAAGAAUGAAACUUGAUAAA
This is a messenger RNA of Saccostrea cuccullata (small rock oyster), 2310 nucleotides long. RefSeq names its product nucleotide exchange factor SIL1-like. Lineage: Eukaryota; Metazoa; Mollusca; Bivalvia; Ostreida; Ostreidae. The transcript is spliced from 8 exons. The coding region runs from base 568 to 2070 and encodes 500 amino acids. The record is from RefSeq and is a predicted model, not a curated record.